AUGCUGGGCAGCGUGAGGUGCCGGGCCGUGCGGGCGCUGGCAGGCGCGGUGAGCGGCGAGGGGGCCGCCCGGGGCGGCUCUGCGGCAGCCGCCGCCAUUCCCCUCCUUCCGCUGGCCGGGCCGAGCGCGCAAGGCCGGGAGCGCGCCCUGUCUGCCGCCGCCGCCGCCCUGCGCGAGGGGGGCCUGGUGGCCGUGCCCACCGACACCGUCUACGGCAUCGCCUGCCUGGCGCAGGACUCGCGCGCGCUGCGGGCCGUCUACCGGCUGAAGGCGCGCGACGGCGCCAAGCCGCUGGCCAUCUGCCUAGCCGACGUGGGCCAGGUGCACAGGUACUGUAAGGUGGCCGUGCCUGAUCAGCUCCUUCACGAUCUUCUGCCAGGGCCUGUUACACUAGUUCUAGAGCGCUCCCAGGCCCUCAACCCGGACCUCAACCCCUUCACACCUCUGGUUGGUGUCCGUGUCCCUGAUUACUGGUUCGUCAAGGAGCUGGCCAGGAUGUGUGGCACCCCCUUGGCUUUAACAAGCGCAAACAUCAGUGCCCAGGGAAGCAGCCUGGCAGUCACGGAAUUCCAAGAGCUUUGGCCUCAUCUAGCACUGGUGGUAGAUGGAGGCCCGAUUGGGGACCUGCAGAGACCGGAGUGCCGUCUGGGCUCUACAGUGGUCGAUCUCUCUGUCCCUGGCAAGUUCAAGGUCAUUCGUCCAGGCUGUGCACUUACCCAGACUGUUGAAGUCCUGGAAAAGAAGCAUGGUUUGACAGCUGAGUCACCUAGUUGAUAAAAUACACAUGAUGUGUGCAACUGAGU
Molecule: messenger RNA, 803 nt
Organism: Euleptes europaea (tarantolino)
Lineage: Eukaryota; Metazoa; Chordata; Lepidosauria; Squamata; Sphaerodactylidae
Gene: YRDC
Product: yrdC N6-threonylcarbamoyltransferase domain containing
Exons: 6
Coding region: 1-774 (257 amino acids)
Biological process (GO): regulation of translational fidelity
Cellular component (GO): cytoplasm
Molecular function (GO): nucleotidyltransferase activity; tRNA binding; double-stranded RNA binding
Source: RefSeq, a predicted model, not a curated record